Molecule: messenger RNA, 5042 nt
Organism: Eupeodes corollae
Lineage: Eukaryota; Metazoa; Arthropoda; Insecta; Diptera; Syrphidae
Gene: PNUTS
Product: serine/threonine-protein phosphatase 1 regulatory subunit 10
Exons: 6
Coding region: 633-4526 (1297 amino acids)
Molecular function (GO): metal ion binding
Source: RefSeq, a predicted model, not a curated record
UGGUUAGUGCGUUGGAACGUCAUGCAAGGGGUCUUGGGUUUAAUCCCUGCCUAUGCCGCCUUAAUUUAAAAAAAAAGUUUUCACGGGUACUGCCUCUUGCGAGAAAUUGAUAAAUCCUCCAAGAAAGAAAAGUGCUUUCUCAAAAUUUGCCGGUUGAAAGUUGUAAGUCACUAGGCCCUGGUUCUCAUGGACUGUUGCGCCACCUAAUUUAUUUUUAUUUUUUAAAAUAAUAAGAAAGUUGCACCCUGUCUUAUUCGAGUAUGUUGUGAUCUAUUACAUUUCUAAAAGUAGAUAGCUGAAUACUGAAUUGUCCCAGGGAAAAUAUUUUGACAUAAUUUUCAAUUUUCAUUUCACUUUUCCUUUGUUCAUCUGCACCUAUACGCCGUAGCCAACGGAAUAGAAUAGGGAUUUAAACAAUAGUGAACUUUAUUAAAUUUGGAAAUAAAAAAAAUAAACAAGAAAAAGAGAAAAUGCUCGCGUAGCAAUUUUAAUAUUACGUAAUAAAGAAAAAGCCAAGACAAUUUUUUUCAACGCGUGUGAACGCACAUCAACGUGAUUUGAUUCCCAAGUGUUUCCGUACAAAUCUAUUACAAUUUCUUUUAUAAAGAGAAACGAAAAGACAAAAGUGCAAAAUGCCGCGCAUCGUACCAUUGCAAUUAUUAAAAUGUUUAAAAGUAUUGCUCGAUGAAAAUGGCGGUAUUUUGAGUGAAGCUGAAGUCAAGCGUAUUGCAGGAUUAAUGACAAAAUAUUCAAAGAAAUUAGUUUCUAAAUGCAUUUAUGUACAAAUAUUAAAAUGUACAAAAACUGAACUAUUGGGUGAAUUUAUGGGUGCGGGGGGAUGGAGUUUAACAUACAUUUGGUUGAAUGAUUCCAUUAAAGCUAGAAAUUGGCCAUUGGUGCAGGAGAUCUUGGAAUUACUUUUACUGUGUCCGGUCGAUGUGGAACGGCUAAAAAGUAAUUCUGCACCUAAAUUAGUUAAAGGACUAUGUAAAGAUGGAGACGAUGAAGGUGUUCGAAUUUUGGCAUCAAAGCUAGUUGAACAGUGGUUAAAAGUUGUAACUGGUGAUGCAACAGCAUCAACAACACAAAUGGCACCUAAACCAAGUGAAAUUCCUCCAAACACAGCUUCAGCCUCGUCUCUUAAAUCAGAUUCAAUAACAACAAAAGAACUUGUCAAAAAACAAACAAGUUCGGUUGAAGAAGAUCCAUUGGGAGCAACUGAACCACCAAUUGAAGGUUCUUUUCAACCAACUCUUGCUCAAAAGAAAGCCUCCGAAUCUGGGUUGGUUUGGAAAUUCAUAAUUAAAGAUGGCAAACAAGUGUGGGCUCGGGUUGAUAAUACUUCAAAAGAUUCUACCACAUCAACAAAACCUGUUGCUCGGGAGCAGGUAGAAGAACAAGAUGAAGAAGAAGAAGAAGUAACAAAGAAUGAGGAGAAGAAUGAAGAAGACGAAGAAUAUCAAGAAGUUGAAGAUGUGCCAGUGAAGUCUACAGAAGCAGUGCAAAAAACUGUUGAAGAAGCUCCUAAUUCAGCUAAGCCAAGUAAUGACACCACAGAUAAUAAAGAGAAUGAAGUUUCUCUAAAGAAAAAGGAAGUUGUCGUAGAAAAAGACAAACUUAAGGAAAAGGAAAAAGAGAAAGAGAAAGAAAAAGACAAAACCAAAUCCAGCAGUAGUUCUGAUAAAGACAAAAAAUCAUCAUCAUCAAGUCAUAAAUCGUCUUCAAGCCACAAAUCAUCCUCAUCUAAAAGCAGCAGUGGAUCAAGCAGUAGCAAAUCAAAGUCUUCAUCCCAUAGAAGCUCAACAGACAGCAAAAGCCGUGACAAAGACAAGGAACGAGAUAAAGACAAAGAACGCAGCUCUAACAAAGAACGUAGUUCUGACAAAGACAAACAUAGAUCUUCCUCGAGUAAAUCCAACAGUAGCACCAGUGGUAAUACUAGUAGUAGCAAAGAUAAAGAUAAGGACCGUCAUAGAGAUAAAUCAAACUCAAGUUCCUCAUCAAUAAAAAAAGACAAAGAGAAGGAGAAGGAGAAGGAGAAAGAGAAAUCUGAUGCAGUUAACCAAGCGGAGAAAGAUAAAGAAACCUUAUCGAAGCUUACCACUCCAUCAAUUGAAAAGCUAGGAAAGAUUCCAAGAAAGUCUAAAGACGAUGCACAAGAGAUUAAGCCAACAUCAAUUACAAUUCCUUCGAAAAAGGCAUCAAUGUCAAUAGAAAUCCGUCGCGAUUCAGAAAAGGCGAAAACAGUUAAGACCUACAAAUCCCAAUUCCGAAGUCAUGGUCUCAAUGAAGAGGCACCUCCGCCACCGUCAAGAAAGGGCCUGAAGAAACCCAAUUCGGUACCAGUUCCCGGAACAGCCAUUCCAAGUACUCUGACUUUGAAACGAUCUUCCCCACCUCCCAGUUCACUAUCGUCGCUUGCUAAAGACGUCCCUGCCGAGAAGAAGGCUAAGAUCGAGAUGGCUGCUUUGGCAGUUCCUGUCGUCGAAAAGAUAGGAGCAAUCAAACUUAUUCCACCAAAGAAAAUUUCACAACUUGUUGAAACCAACAUAUUCUCAGAUGCCCUCUCAGCAGCAAUGGUUCCUAAAAAAGAUGCGCGCAAACGCAAACGUAACUCCAAAGAGGCUCCUACUAAGGAUGGUCUUACAUCACCACCAAUUAGUCCGGAAGGCAAUAAAGUGGCACCUCUUAAGUUCUAUCAAGACACUUUGGAUGAGAACAAGGAUAAUAGCGAUAAGAGUGAAGGUGAAUCCAAGGAAGAAAAAGAUGAAGAGGAAGCUGCCAACACCGAAGAUGAUGACGACAUUCCUCUGAAAAAGGUCAAGGAAGAUAUCGAACAACGUGUUCGCAAUGAGAAAGCAAAGUCUGAUCAAAGUGGGGAUGAAAAUAAAGACCAGGAGAAUUCGGUUGACAUUGAUCUUACGAAGGAUUCGCAGGAGGUAGGCGAUUCAAACAGUGGCAGUAGAACACCAGAAGGUUCUGAAGAAAUCCCAGAGGAACCAAAGAAACCUGGUCCAGGCUGUGGUCCAAAUGGACCACCUGGUGUGCUAUUACUACAUAGGCGUAAAGGUCCAAAGAAGAAGCUCAAGUGGAGACCCCAAGAAGAGCUCGAACAAAUUCGUUUCUUUGAGCUGGAUGAAAAUGAGCGCGUAAAUGUUACAAAAACAUUCAUCGAUAUGAAGAAUAUGGAGCGGUUCAGUGAGCGAGACGCUUUAAGUAUGGUUAGGAGGGGAUUCAAUUCUGAGGACAACAUGGUUCCACAGACUGAAUGGGCACCUUUGGUGUUGGUUGAUGAUGUUCCCAAUCACCCCGAUGGAAGUCAAAGUCGGGAACGAAAAAUCCAGGCAGACAGAGAACAAACCACAUUACGUGCAUUAUAUUUCUCUCAUGCUAUGAUUCCGGACUCACCAGCGGAACCAGAUAUUGAACCGAACCUUCAUACUGAUUUUACAGUAAUUCCUUUGGAUGACAUCACUGGCAACCCAGAUGCAGUGAAUGACUUCACAACCAUGCCGUGGCCAGAUCCCAAGGGUCCUGCCCCGCAAAAUAAUGGAAGUACUGCCCUCACUGGUCCUGGCAGUGAUAUGUAUACAAACCGAAACCAAUUUAAUCCGUUCAUACCAUUUGCUGCGCAGCAGACCGUUGGAUGGCAAAUGAAUAGUCCAAACGGCCCGCCACCACCACAAUUGCAUAUGCAAGGACCACCGCAACAAGGAAUGAUGAUUGGACCAGGAGGAAUGCCAGGAAACAAUUUCAACAACAACAUGAACAUGGGCAGUCCAAGCCUAAUGUCAGGGUCUGGAAUGUCACCGAGAAGUCCAUCUGAAGAUAUGUCACCAAUGGUUGGCGCAGGUGGUGGAAUGAACAGCAACUUGAACAUGGGAAUUGGAAAUCCUUUUAAUGCACCACAAUCAAUCGGUAAUAAUUCGCCUCAAUUUGGACCGGGACCAAACUUUGGACCUGGACCAGGAAACUUUGGUCCGAAUAUGAAUAUGAAUGGUCCACGUGGGCCAAUGAAUAGUAUGAUGGUUGGUGGCCCUGGACCAAUGAAUGGCCCGGGACCGAUGAAUGGACCAGGUAUGAUGAAUGGUCCCGGUAUGAUGAAUGGACCAGGAAUGAUGAAUGGACCGGGACCAAUGAAUGGACCAGGACCAAUGAAUGGACCAGGCCCCAUGAAUGGACCAGGCCCAAUGAAUGGCCCAAGAUCAAUGCAUUUUAAUGAUUCAAUGAACAACGGACCUGGUCCGGAUGACAGGCGGGGAAUGGAUCGACGCAACAACCGAGGAGGUGGAGGAAACUGGAGAUCAGGCGGUGGAAAGAACUUUAACUCGGAGAGUAAUUGGCGACCAGCUGGACCUGGGGAUAACAAUUCAGAUCGAGGAGGCAACAACUUUGGCCGUGGCAACAAUGAUUGGGUCUCAGGCAAUAGCAACAGCAACGGAAGAGUGUGUAAACAGUUUAUGCGAGGUCACUGUCGACUGGGGAAUAAAUGUAAUUUCCUACAUCCAAGAAAGAAGACCUUCUAGGACUUGCCGUGGGAUGGUGAAAGUCCACCUUCACCUUCACCAUCGCCCUCACCACCAGGGCAAUUCUGAAUCUGUGAUAGUACGAGUUGGAUAAUCUACCACCGGUCGAUGGCUACUUAUGUUGUUUGUACGUAUCUUGCUUUCCAAAGGGGUUCUCUUGUCUCCCUCCUCGAUCAACAAAAUGGUUCCUUCCCUCUCGUUACAAAAUAAAAAUGUGUAAAUAGAUUUUAAAUAAUUGAAUGAAAGCAAAUAAUUAUGAAUAGAUAUUUUAGUGUAGCUAGUUUUCAUUAGUUGAAAUAAGAAAUAUAGCAUUAUGAUAGAAAUGCAUUCAUUUUGUUUUCUCGAAGCAAUUUAAUUUGAUUUCUAGAAAAUUAUUUUCUUCUCCUAGAUGAGAAAAAUGUUAUGUAAAUAAUAUUAAACAAUCAUUGUAUUUAUUAGUUAAAACUAAACAUAAGAUAUUUUUAGUAUCUGUAAGACUUUUUUUACGUUAAAAAUAUAAGAAAAUGUUGAAUUCAA